GUUAGAAGAUGUGUUGUGGUCAGACUCGGCACCCUGAGCCCACCUGCCUUGAGCUCCAUGGAGGGCACUCAGCUUCCACAUGACAUCGCCUCUCCCCUCCAAGGCCUUGGGCCUCUUCCAGAGGAAACAUCUUGUCUACAAGCCUAUUUUCUCUGCUCAAGAACAUGGUGAUGAGUUUCCGAGUCUCCGAUCUUCAGAUGCUUCUGGGUUUUGUUGGCCGGAGUAAGAGUGGGCUUAAACACGAACUUGUCACCCGGGCCCUCCAGCUGGUCCAGUUUGACUGUAGUCCCGAGCUGUUCAAGAAGAUCAAGGAGCUGUACGAGACACGCUACGCCAAGAAGAGCUCAGAGCCUGUCCCCCAGGCCCACCGGCCCCUGGACCCCCUGACCAUGCACUCAACCUACGACCGGGCUGGCACAGUGCCCAGGACUCCCCUCUCGGGCCCCAACAUUGACUACCCCGUGCUCUACGGGAAGUACUUGAAUGGACUUGGACGCUUGCCCGCCAAGACCCUCAAGCCAGAAGUGCGUCUGGUGAAGCUGCCCUUCUUUAACAUGCUGGACGAGUUGCUGAAGCCCACAGAGCUGGUUCCACAGAAUAAUGAGAAGCUUCAAGAGAGCCCAUGCAUCUUUGCAUUGACACCAAGGCAAGUGGAGCUGAUCCGGAAUUCCAGAGAACUGCAGCCCGGGAUCAAGGCCGUGCAGGUCGUCCUCAGAAUCUGCUACUCAGACACCAGCGGCCCUCAGGAGGACCAGUACCCGCCCAACAUCGCCGUGAAGGUCAACCACAGCUACUGCUCCGUCCCGGGCUACUACCCCUCCAACAAGCCCGGAGUGGAGCCCAAGAGGCCCUGCCGGCCCGUCAACCUCACCCACCUCAUGUACCUGUCCUCGGCCACCAACCGCGUCACCGUGACCUGGGGGAACUACGGCAAGAGUUACUCCGUGGCCUUGUACUUGGUGCGGCAGCUGACCUCUUCGGAGCUGCUGCAGAGAUUGAAAACCAUCGGGGUCAAGCACCCGGAGCUGUGCAAGGCACUGGUGGCUGUGUGGCCUCGGGGAAGUCACUGGCCCUGUCUGGUCGCUGCGCCUUCUGACCAGAUCCUCACGGUGCUCGGGAUGGUUCGCGUGGAAUGCGCAGUCCCAGCGGACAGCCCUGCAGUCAAAGAGAAGCUGCGUCUGGACCCCGACAGCGAGAUCGCCACCACCGGCGUGCGGGUCUCCCUCAUCUGCCCACUGGUGAAGAUGCGGCUGUCGGUGCCCUGCCGGGCGGAGAGCUGCGCACACCUGCAGUGCUUCGACGCCGUCUUCUAUCUCCAGAUGAACGAGAAGAAGCCCACCUGGCUGUGCCCCGUGUGUGACAAGCCGGCCCCCUACGACCAGCUCAUCAUCGACGGGCUCCUCUCCAAGAUCCUGAGUGAGUGCGAGGAUGCCGACGAGAUCGAGUACCUGGUGGAUGGCUCGUGGUGCCCGAUCCGCGCCGAGAAGGAGCGCAGCUGCAGCCCCCAGUGCCCCAUCCUCGUGCUCGGCCCCUCGGACGCCAAUGGGCUCCUUUCCACCCCCAACGUCAACGGUGGUGGCGGUGGCGGUGCGCUUGGGGGCGCCGGUGGCGGGGGCGGCGCGGUAGGCAGUGUUGAGAACGGGAAGCCGGGAGCCGACGUGGUGGACCUCACGCUGGACAGCUCGUCGUCCUCGGAGGAGGAGGAGGACGAGGAAGAGGACGAGGAGGACGAGGAUGAGGAGGGCCCCCGGCCCAAGCGACGCUGUCCCUUCCAGAAGGGCCUGGUGUCGGCCUGCUGACUGCUCACCGCCGCCGGCUGGACACUCGACUUUCCUGGUGCUCACCCACGCGGAUGGGGCGCAGGCGGGCCCCGGGGUACGGAGGGGGGAGUGAUUUUGUUUCUUUUUAUGGUUGUUCAUUUUGUUUUUCCACCCCUUUCCCUGGCUCCUGGCACCUGUACCUCUGGACUCCUAUCGGAGGAUUAAAAAAAAGUAAAAAGACAAAAAAAAAGUACAAAAAAAGAAAAAAAAAAAAAAAAAGGAA
Ailuropoda melanoleuca (giant panda) is the source of this 2043-nucleotide messenger RNA. RefSeq names its product protein inhibitor of activated STAT 4 (gene PIAS4). Gene Ontology annotation, biological process: protein sumoylation; regulation of transcription by RNA polymerase II. Bases 165 to 1799 code for a protein of 544 amino acids. The record is from RefSeq and is a predicted model, not a curated record. The transcript is spliced from 13 exons. Lineage: Eukaryota; Metazoa; Chordata; Mammalia; Carnivora; Ursidae. Gene Ontology annotation, cellular component: chromatin. Gene Ontology annotation, molecular function: SUMO ligase activity; transcription coregulator activity; zinc ion binding.